AUAACAUGAAAUUUCUAAACACAAUCUUCAAAGAGAUCCUUGUCUUCUUGGAAUUUAGAGAUAUCACUGGGUCACAGUUGGCUUUUGUCAAUAAGCAGUUUUAUCACAAUAUUGUAGAAGACAACACCCUUAUCCGUAGAAUUUUGAUGAACUACCUUGUCAUCAUAACAGAUUACGAAAAGGAGGAGGAAUACCAGAGAGCAAUCCUUCUGGAUCUUCAUGAACGUAGAUGCUUAGCGGAGAACGCUAAGGAAGAAUUUGAAGAGGUCAAGUUCUCCAAGUAUUAUGACAGUCCGGCUAAGGAACUAGCUCCACUGUUUAACAAGUUCUCAAGGAAAUAUGACAAGAAGCAGUUGGUCUGUACCUGGAGAACCACUGCAGGUUAUGAAACCGAGGUUAAUGAAAUCGUCAGAAUCUUCAUGGAUGAUAGGUCUAUCUAUUACUCUGCAGAGCAAGGUUAUUUCCCAAAUGGAGUGUACUGAGUCACCGGUAUUGCUUGAGAGCAGAAUUUCGAAGACCAUGUUGUAGCACGGAAGUUGCUGAGAAAUGUUCAAGAACUAGACCAUAUUUUUGGAUAUGAAGUUGAAGAAGAGAAUCCCAUUUGGAUCGAGUCUUCUGAGUUCAAUGUGGGAGAGGUUCAAGAUAGAGAGCUGUUUCCAGAGUCACUUAGAUCCAGAGAUCCCAAAAUCCUCAACUAUUGGCUGAGAAACAGACUUGCUUUUUCAAUAUGGAAGACAGGAAUGGUAGAUGAAGAUCAAGAAAGUUCUCAGAACUCUACUGGAUUACAAAACCACAAGAUCAUAAAAUUUGAUGUGUCUAUUCAUCAGGCAUUACAUAGAGAACAGUUAUUAUGUUGGAAUAGAUUUAGGGUUCUCAAAUGUAAAUAUGGAAGCUGCCCAGUCAGUGCUUUUGCUGUACUGUCUCAUGACUUCCCUCUUAAGCCUGAAAAUCACCCUCUUGCUAUACUUCUAAAGAACCUUUAUAACAAGGAAAUCAGGCCAAAUAUUACAAGGGAGAGCUGUAUCGAUGAGCAGGGCGAGAUGUUGAGUAAACUUCUCAAAAAGCUAUCAGCUAAUGGCAUCAUCCCAGAUGUAGCCAAUACAUCUGACAAUAUGUUUGAGCUCAACGUGAAAUACUACUACAACAAGUUUGAUGGACAAAUGGGAGACUAUCAACAGCACAAUGAGGCUUUGAGAGACUCAAUCUCUCGUGUGACUGGUGUAGAUACCUUACCCCUGGAGCUAUACGAUAAACUUGGGUCAAUGUAUGACUACUACAGGUUCAGACUCAAUUCUAUCGUCUUUGGCCUUAAGUGCGAUGAGAUCUACAAUUUCCACCUCAAGCAACUUAUCACAGGAAGAUAUGUCUCAAUUCUUGCACUUGACAUCAACAAUAUCGACAAUGACCCUAAUGCAAAUGUUGAUUUUGGAGGAGUUCAAUUUUAUGGCAAUAUGAUUCCAAGCCCUCUGACAGUAGAUAAGUAAAAGUUCUUUCAAUUUUAUGGC
Messenger RNA from Moneuplotes crassus, 1505 nucleotides. NCBI's taxonomy places the organism in Eukaryota, Ciliophora, Spirotrichea, Euplotida, Euplotidae. The record is from the annotation of a GenBank genome assembly.